Kwoniella shivajii is the source of this 438-nucleotide messenger RNA. RefSeq lists its product as uncharacterized. Gene Ontology annotation, molecular function: GTP binding; GTPase activity. Bases 1 to 438 code for a protein of 145 amino acids. Gene Ontology annotation, cellular component: cytoplasm; plasma membrane. Lineage: Eukaryota; Fungi; Basidiomycota; Tremellomycetes; Tremellales; Cryptococcaceae. The record is from RefSeq and is a predicted model, not a curated record. The transcript has 6 exons. Gene Ontology annotation, biological process: intracellular protein transport; vesicle-mediated transport.
AUGGGUUUAUCAAUCUCAAAACUUCUCUCAGGGCUCUUUGGCAAGAAGGAGAUGCGAAUUCUCAUGGUGGGUCUCGAUGCUGCUGGUAAAACCACAAUCUUGUACAAGCUCAAGCUUGGAUUCAACGUCGAGACUGUCGAGUAUAAGAAUAUUUCAUUCACUGUGUGGGAUGUUGGAGGACAAGACAAGAUCCGACCCUUGUGGAGACAUUUACAACGGAUGCUUAGUGAAGACGAGUUGAGGGAUGCACUACUCCUCGUAUUCGCGAACAAACAGGAUCUUCCCAACGCAAUGAACGCUGCCGAAAUCACCGACAAGCUUGGUCUCCACUCCCUCCGACAACGAUCAUGGUACAUUCAAGCAGCUUGUGCUACUUCCGGAGAUGGUCUCUACGAGGGUCUUGAAUGGCUUUCCGCCAACCUCAAGAAGAAGACUUGA